ACAUUGGUCACAGUGCCUAGCAUGCAGUCGCCCUUAGCAAAUAUUUGUUCAACUGAAAGAUCUCAAAGCACUUGGGGCAGUCUCAUUCCCUAAGAUGAUCAGUGGGCCAACGAGGAGGUGACUGUUAAGGACCAGCCCAGGUCACACUGUUUCCCUGUAGGGAGAGCUACUCACAGGUCACAGUCCCGUUGACAAUGGUGAACUGGUAGGCAUUCAAGAUGGGCUGGCAGCCAUAUUCCUUAAGCUUGUGGUAGCAGCAGUCAUGAGCCCAGCAGCACCUAGUGGUGGGGAGAGAGAGGUGAGAGACUGUGCCUAUGUGUAGGUGUCCCUGGCAGUCAGCUAAGGGACACUGGGUGAGACCUGGGAGGGACUUACCUGUUCCUUUCUCUAGGCCUGAAGGCAUUGGAGUUGGGGAGAACCCCAAAGGUACUGCGGCACUGCCAAAACCGGUUUUGGACCAGCAGCUAACCCAGGCACUCAGGGUCCUGAGAAGCAAUGGCCAUAGAAGCCCCUGUGAACUUUGCACCACCUGAACGCAGCACUGUGGUCAGCACCGCAGCUGACAGCUUCACCUGGCAGCCCAGCUCACUCAGGAUGCACGUCAUCAGGCCCAAGUCUGCCAAGGGCCGGAAGCGGCCGAAUUUGCACAGACCACAAGGCAUGGGGGAUGCCUCCCCCAGUGUACUAUCCUCCUCACCUCCACCACGUUCCUCCGGGUCGCCAAGCAACCAGAAACCAGGAGUCUGUGCAACUGUCUCUCCAUCUCAGGGAGCUCCUGAUGAGAUGCCGGAGCUGCUGCCGCAGGCACCCAUAGGGACCGCUUCAUCCCUCAAUCGGUACCCAGUCCUCCCAUCCAUCAACAGAAAGAGCUUAGAGGAUGGGGCUGUGGACACUGUGGCCAGCAAGACCAGUUCCCUGCAGCUGAGCAGCGUCCAGGCCCUUCACCAAGAGGAAGCCUGCGCCUCUGUGAAGUCAAGCCAGGAAGACUCCAGAACACAAGUCUGUGCCUUAGAGAAGAAAUUCAUCAUCCGAACCAAAAGACAGAGUUCCUCCAGGGCCUCAAACAUGGAGGAGCCAUCGGACGAAGAGCCAAGGCUGCUGCUGGCUGUCAGGUCACCCUCAGGCCAAAGGUUCGUGCGCUACUUCAGGCCCAGUGACGACCUCCAGACUGUCCUCGAGGUGGCCGAGCAGAAAAACAAAGCUACCUACCAACACUGCAGCAUUGAAACGAUGGAGGUGCCCAGGAGACGUUUCUCUGACCUCACCAAGUCCCUGCAGGAGUGCGGCAUCCUCCAUAAAUCCGUGCUGGGCAUCUCUCAGGAGGAGGGGGAGGGGUGGCCCUGAGCCAUCUGCACCAGGCUGGGGCCCCAGGUCUUUGAGCAAAGAGAAUGUUGGGCAGCCUGAAGCUUCCAACACAACCUUGGUUUCAAGUGCCACACUAGCCCAGUGCAGGGAAGACCCUAGGGCCUUGUCCGUAUAGAAUGUUUGUAGAGACGGAUGAAUUUACACAUGGGAAGAGCCCUCUGGAAAACUCCCUAGUAGCCCCACAUUCUCUAAUGCAGCCACAGGGAAGUUCUACAUCCAUCCCUAGACUGUGGCUGUGGCCAGGAUAUCUUCUUUCCACCGUUGGCUCCUUCCGGAAUCUUCUGUCAGUGCAGUGAACUCCGGAUCUCUCAAAGCCAACACUUUGCCUUUCUGUACUCGACACCAGAUUAAACUCUUCCCAGAGAGGAUUCUAGUCUAGUAAAUAACCAGGGUUUAGGAAUCACCGCACUGACAUUGGUAGUUCUUGCAAUAUUGUGAGAGACAGGCUGUCGAUCCUGGGCGCAGCCUUCCUCCUGAGCUGCACCAGCAGAGAUGCCUGCGGAUCCUGUUGGUAUGAGGUGGCAGCAAAGGGCAGAACUAUCUUCUGCUGUCACAAAUCCCCCAGCAGAAACAUUUGUGAAAUGUCCUAGAGUUAGCCCAUACAACCAUGUAGCUAGCCUCUAUAGCCACGGACUAGCCAGGGCUACAAAAGUGUAGACUCAAAAGAGUGGACUGACAGUUGGAGCUUAUUGGUAGUACCUGUCUAUGUGCAGAAUCCUUCCAAAGUGGAAGUAAUAUAUGCAGCACCCUGUUUUUAAGAUGCACACAGCUACACGACUAUACGAGUUUGUACUAACAACCCCUUGGCCUACUUGGGCACAGGUAAAUUGUUUUAUCCCCCAGUCUCAGCGUCUCUCUCAACCAUGUCAAACGUGGAAGGUCAGUGCCCCAAAGUGGGCAUCAGGUCCUCCGUAGGAGAAGGAAGGCUCAUUGGGGUUUCUUUCCCGUGCCCCUGUUGAGACCAUGCUGUGCAGCUGGCUGACUGGCAUGGAAUGCCCCUAUCUGCCUUAGCCAGAGCUGUCACAAGCACUGUAGAGUCUUGUUUUUCUGGGGAUACAGAUCAUUUGCCAAAGCUCUCUCGUAUUGCAGGUUCAGCCAGACACCCACAAGUCAUCUGCAUCCCUUGACGGCCAAAUCCCCAUUUGGAGUCAGGAACACUGAGACCUUCUGGGCACUUUGUCCCCCUUGGAGCCUAAGCACCACAUGUCCCGGGUACUGACUGGUACAUGCCCCCACACCCUCAGUUCACAGACAAGGCAGGGUUUAGGAGUUGUUGGAGCAUCUCAGAGUGUCACUACCUCAGCAACAGGGGCAUCUUGUGCAUGGGACAACACCAGCAGUUACAGGUGUUCCUUCUAGCACAUUAUCCCUUGGUGACAGCAAUGAUUACUCUGAACAGAAUCAUCCUAACCCAGACACCUCCCACGCCACACAGAUCACUCUGGACUAGGAUAUUCCUGAACAUUUGCAAGAUUUACCAUCCUGCCUAGGUUAGCAGCUCCUUUGAUGGGAAACAUCAGCUGGGACUUGGCUUUGAUGUGGGCAGGCCCAUGUAGCUGGCCACGUCGUCUACCCAAUGACCACAGCAGAAGGGACUGGUGGCUUAGGCCUAGACCCUCCCAUACAGGCAUCCCACUUACCCGCAAGUGUACAAUUCAGCCCCUGAUCUAGGAGCCUAUAAAAAAAAAUCACACCUACUCCAUGGUAAGAAUAAAAUCCCACCCACCCACAGCUUGGUGAUUCGAAGCUUUAGAAUGCUCCAGCGAGAAAUAGAGCACGCUUAGUGGAGUGAGAAACUCCUGGAUUUAGGGGUUUGCUGCUGCUAUUUGGCUGAGGAUUUGGGGGUGGCGGGGAACAAAGGGAGAGGCAUGAAGCAUAGGAACAUUUUAGGAUCUUGGAGGAGACGUGAUUAAAGCUAGAUUGGAGCCAUCGUAAUAAUAGCCUCUCCUUUCUUCUUCUUGGACGAAAGAUAAUGAUACGAACAAUAAAAGCUGAUUUGUGUGAAGCACUGUG
Messenger RNA from Arvicanthis niloticus (Nile rat), 3378 nucleotides. Lineage: Eukaryota; Metazoa; Chordata; Mammalia; Rodentia; Muridae. The record is from RefSeq and is a predicted model, not a curated record.